Gallus gallus (chicken) is the source of this 4755-nucleotide messenger RNA. RefSeq names its product leukocyte immunoglobulin-like receptor subfamily A member 6-like (gene CHIR5A1). The coding region runs from base 1536 to 2843 and encodes 435 amino acids. The transcript is spliced from 4 exons. NCBI's taxonomy places the organism in Eukaryota, Metazoa, Chordata, Aves, Galliformes, Phasianidae. The record is from RefSeq and is a predicted model, not a curated record.
GGGGGAGAAGAGAAAGUCUGUGCGUGGGAGGGCUGUGUGUGGGAGCAGCAGUGAGAGAAAGGGCAGGAGAGCUGACUUCCCCCUUUUGGUGAUGAAAGAGGAAAUGCUGGAGAGUUUGUGAGCUCGAUGGAGAUUAUGGAGUCCAGAUGGAGGAUUUUGUGGGGCUGGAUCGAGACUUUUUCGGGCCACAGGGAGAUCUGGCAGCUGCAUGAAAGAUCUGCAGUCUCGAUGGAGGUUUGGGGCUGGAUAGAAAUAUUGGGUUGGUUGGAGGCUUUGGGUCUGAAUGGAGCCUUGUGGGCCUGGAUGCAGAGAUUGUGUCUGCCUGUAGAGAUCAGAGUUGCAUGGAGAUUUAGGGGCUCGAUGGAGGUUUCAGGGGGGAUGGAGAUUUUUGGGGAUGGGUGCCAUUUAUGGCGCUGGAUGGUGGAUGUGGGGACUGAACAGAGUUUUUUUGGGUGGAUGGAUGGGCAGAUGAGUAACAGAGUGAUGGGAAGCAGCCCACACAGCUGGGAAUCUGUCCUCAAGGACAGGGAGAGGAGCAGAGCUGCCAGAUGUGUAAGGCCGCUUUGCUCAGGGCACAAGAGCUCUCCAUCCCCAGUGCAGGCAGUCCGGAAAGGAAGGCAAGAGAGCAGCAUGGCUGAAGCGGGACCUGCUGGUCAAAGUGGAGAGCAAGAAGCAGAUGCACAGGCAGUGUCAGCAGGGCCAGGGAGCCUGGCAGGAGGGUGGUGCUGGUGCUGGUCUGUGUGGGGCUGGGGGCAGGAAGGCCAAGGCCCAGCUGGAACUGGACUUGGUGAGGGGUGCAAAGAAGAACGAGGAAGGCUUCGACAGGGCUGUCAACCUGAAAAGGAAAGCCCAGGAGGGCGAACCCAUCAGUGAGCAAUGCAGGCAGGCUGGAAACAACAGACAAGUAGAAGGCUGACUCCUUCAUGGGGUAUAUGGGUUCUGCACACUGCCUCUGUGUGUCAGUAGAUUCAAUCAGACUCAAAAAUGCUGUCUCACAUUCUGAGAGCAAGGCAAGGUCCAUCCCUUGUUCCUGUCCUUCUAAUUCAGACCGCGGAAUGAUUUCCUGAUCUGAUGGGUCUGGCAGCACCACACACCCUCGCUGAGUGCUAUUCCGUUCAGCAGGGAAUUGGCUCUGCAGGGCUGCCAAUGGCCCCUGCCAGGAUUUCAGCCUUCCAUCAGCAGUGUGUUGAAUGACAGCCUCUCCUUCUGGGCUGUCAGCAGCGCUGCUCCCAACACAGCGCACGCUGUGUGGUUCUGAGCCCAAGGCAUUCCCGGUGGGGAAGGGCACACAGUGCCCCUUUUCAGCUCCUCAGGAACAGGGGAGCAGCCCAGCACUGGCAUUUCCCAGGCAGCCAUGGCUUGCCCAUUCCUGGGCCUGUCCCAGCAUGGAGCUUUCCUGGGGGAGAGCUGAGAGGUCACCUCUGAACCUUUCCGGACCUGUCACGGGCACAGCUUUAUCUACAUAACUCUGUGACACCAGAGAAGCUGCAUUUCUUGAUGUCUCCUUUCUGCCAGGUGGUGACUUCAAUCAUUGCAUGAGCGCUCUCAUCCUCCCUUCUGCACCAGCACUGCAACUCCUCAAAAUGGACCAUGAUUGCUUUCCUCCCUGCAUCUCUCUCUCUUACGUUCCUUCUCUGCUUCUCUCCAAUUUCUCUCCUUUCUUUUCCUCUCUCUUCCUCAUUUUCCUCCCAGUCAUCUUUUACUCUUCUCCUGCAGCAGCCAUGAACCAUGACAGCCCAGGGUUGAGAGCGUGUGGGGCACCUCAACAGACGCAGUGUGCAGAGUGCAUCUCUCCACUUGUCGCACCCCAGGGGGCCCCACAGUGCAACCACCCCUGUGUGCUAAUAUGUCCACAUCAGGAGGUGACAUCAUAUCUUCCUGAAAAAGGGGAACUGACAGCAGCUCUCCGGCCACUUCCUUUCCCCUCUGCAGUCUCACUGUCACAAGCUGCUCCUGCCUUAUGGCACCAUUGGCGGCGGCCCUCAUUCUCAGUGAGUGACCAUGGGGACGUGGUGCCACGGGGGUUGGUGGCACAGUGUGAGACCAGGACCGUGUCCCUUGCAGGUUGGUGGCUGGUGGCAGCGAGCAGGGCACAGCAAGUGCCCCGACCCUCCCUGUCACUGCGCCCCAGCCAGGGGGUGUCCCUGGGGGAUCCUGUCACCCUGCGCUGCCACCUGCCCCACAUGGCUGCCUGGGUCUGGUUGUACCACGAAGAAGGUCGGUCGUACAACAAAGGGAAGAAGAAGGAGCAGGACGCGGCCGCGUUCUUUUUUGUUAGCACACUGCAGGAACACGCAGGUCGUUACUGGUGUCAGUACCGGGUGUCUGAGUCAGCCGAGUUGUCAGUGGAGAGUGACCCCGUGGAGCUGGUGCUGACAGAUCUCAGAUAUCCCCCAUGCAGAAUUUCCCUUCACCCUGAGCAACAUGUGGGAACUGGGACCAAUGUCACCAUCAGCUGCUGGAACAAGGACUACGGGGCCACCUUCCUCUUGCACAAGGAUGGGAGCUCAGAUCCUAUCCAGCGCCAGGAGUCCAGUGGUGGGGGCACAGCCACUUUCACCCUUUUUGGAGUGACCCCAGCUGACAGUGGCAUCUACAGGUGCUCCUACCGCCCCUGGCACUACGCCUUCAUGUCCUCACCCCUUGGGGACAGCGUGAUGCUGGAGGUGACACCCACACCUGCACCCCCAGGUGCUGAGUUGGUGUCCCGUGGGAACCUGGUGGUGGCAGUGGUGAGGGGCUGCGCUGCUGUCCUCAUCUUUGGCCUCGGAGUCUUCUUUGUCAUCGAUGCCCGCAGCCUCUGGAUACGGACAGAUGAGAGUCUGGGUGGGGAAGGGAUUUAAUGGCUUUGAUCUCCUGUACAUCUCCUACACAUCUCCCCAGUCUUUCUCUUCCUCUCCUUCCUUUCUUCUGUAGAAUCCACCAGGUGUACCAUUGGAUCCACAAUACAUUGCCUAUCCAUUCCCCCAGAUGUUCCCUGCCCCCAUCCCAUCUCCUAUAAAUCCCCCCAUGUUUCCCCUGCCUCCCCUUCCCGGCCCUAUAAAUUAUCUAGUCCCAGUCAUCUUGUGCAUCAGUGUCCAUCCUUUACUGAUCCACUAUAAAUCCAGCCAAGUGAUACCUGCAUCCACCUCCACCCCCUGCCUAUUCUCCCAAAUCCGACAAGUUUCAUACCCCCUUCAUCCCCCAUAACCCCACAAUUCUCUGGUUCUGUUUUGACUCCAGUGCCUACCCACAAAAUGCUGAGGUGGUGAAGUUCCAGAUGAGUCUUUAGGUCAGGAACCCUGGAUCCCAACCUGUCCCAUCUGCCCCCCAUACUCCACCUGGAACCCAAAUCCCCUCACGUGAGGACCCCAGGACUCCCCAAAUCAUAUGACUGCAUUAGAGACCCCCAGGCCCCAAACUGAAGUCCAUGGGGGCACCCACCACUCGACAGCUCCCAGAUACUGAUGCUAACGUGGGUGCUGGAAGACCCCAUUAAUGCCUCCCUCACAGGUGUCUCCUUUUUGGGGUGCACUGUGCGAGAGACCCAAAUUCCCUGUUUUGGGCUCCCUGAUGCUCUGUUUCCCCUCUCAGUGAUUCCCAGAUCUCACCAAAUCUAACCCCCACAAGUCACUGCCAGAGCCCCCAUAUGCUUCUCAAUCACAUCAAAUCCCUAAAUGCUCAUCUCUAACCACAACAUCCUUUCAUUGCCCUCAAAUCCUUCCCCACCCUUUAAUACCGUGGGUGCAGAUCCCCACAGCUGUGAGCAGAGCGUGUUCCAACACAACUGCUCUCAGCAGUACAGCAGCCUCAGAGCUGCUGCUCACAGCGCUGAGCUGUUCCUUCCCUCUGGGCCAUCCCAGCUCUCAGGGCUCCUUCCUUCCCUGCGCUGGCGCUGCUUCUCCUCUCCAAGGGCUGCCCUGCAAUUCUGGAUGCUUCUGCCCGUUGCUCUGCAGCGUGUGCUCAUGGCACUGCGGCCAUGGAUGCAAUGUGCUCCUUGUGCACAGCAGAGCCAUCGCUCUCGCACUGCGGGAACCUCACCUCAGGAAUUCCUCACAUGGGCACUCUGCUCCACACAAGUGCAGUGGAACAACAAAACCCAUUUUCUGACAGGUUUUCUUUGCUUGCUACCUCUCAAACAUUUGCAAGACAAGGCUCUUGCCAGAACAACAGAGGCUGCAAUGCACGAGAUGCCGUGAGAUAACCGGACAGCCUUUGUGUGUCCACCAAUGGCACUGCUUCACCGCAAGCACCUUUCUGGUACAGACACAUUUCUGACCAACGUGGCAUUGUGAACUCACUUCUUUACAUCCUUGCGAUGCUGCAGCUGCCCACCAGCGGGCACAGAGGGAUGCCCAGAGAAGCUGCAUUUCUUGCUGUCUCCUUUUGGCCUGGUGGAGACUUCAGGGAUUGGAUGAGCGCUCUCAUCCCCCCUUCUGCUCCAGCACUGCAGCUCCUCAAAACGGAACACGAUUGCUUUUCUCCUUCCAUCUCUCUCUCUCUUACGUUCCUUCUCUGCUUCUCUCCAUUUCCUCUCUUUUCUUUCUUUUUCUUUCUCUCCCUCAUUUACAUCCCGGUCAUCUUUACUCUUCUCCUGCAGCAGCCAUAACCUCAAUUUCCUUGGAGGUGGCAGAGAAGGCAAUAACACCAGUGCCAAAGUAUCCUUUCUCUGUAUUGCGCAUUCAUUGUUACUUAUUGUAAGUCCCCUAAUUUCAGUGCAGGGCAGUUGAUUGGCUGAUGGUGCACUGUUCAAUAAAUGGUCUUCUGUUCCUCUGA